Molecule: messenger RNA, 852 nt
Organism: Megalobrama amblycephala (Wuchang bream)
Lineage: Eukaryota; Metazoa; Chordata; Actinopteri; Cypriniformes; Xenocyprididae
Product: NACHT, LRR and PYD domains-containing protein 1 homolog
Exons: 1
Coding region: 1-534 (177 amino acids)
Biological process (GO): regulation of apoptotic process
Source: RefSeq, a predicted model, not a curated record
AUGAAGACUGUUGGGGAGCUGCUUCUGAAAGCUCUGGAGGAUCUGGAUUCAAAAAAACUAAAGAAGUUUAAGUGGUUCUUAAAGAAGAAUGGCUCUAUUUCACCUUCUGUUCUGGAGAAAGCAGAUACCGCCACUGUCACAGUGGAUGUAAUGGUGGAGCAAUUUGAACCAGACGGAGCUGUGAAGAUCACACUGGAUAUCCAGAGGAAGAUGAACGAGAACCCCCUGGCUAAACUGCUGGAGAACUGGACUGUGACAACUGAGAAAAAUGAACUGAUAAAUCCAGAGAGAGAUGAGCCGCAUCUGAAUAGUGAGGCUCAUAAAGCACAGUUGUUUAAUAAUCACUGGCCAGAUCUCAUUCAGAGAGUUAAAAAUGUUAAGAUCAUUGCAGAUAAACUGCUUGUGCAGCAAAUAAUUCACGAGGUACAAUAUUCAGAAAUCAUGCAUGACCAUUUAACCAGUGCAGACAGCUUGAGAAAGAUCUGUGACAUUAUAUGUAAGCGCAGUGACACUGUGAAAGCCAAAUUCAUCUGAAUUCUUCAGGAAGUGGACCGAUACCUUCUAGAAGAUCUGUCUUGAUUUGACACCUUGAGCUCAAGGUACAUCCAAAAUUUCACAAAUAUACUCUACCAGCAAUUACUUAAAAAUAUGCAUUAAUUAUAACAUUACAAAGAAAUCUCUUAAGUGUUUUCCUAUGUCAAAGUAAUGGGGAAUUUUUUUUAGAAUAAUUUAAAGAAUAAUGAUUUGUAUUAUUAUAGUUGAUCUCUGUCUACUCAGAACUCAAGUCCAAUAAAAGUCUGAUUUUGUAAACUUUUUGUUGUUCAAGAAUCUCACAUUUAUUUCAUACUCAUC